Molecule: messenger RNA, 585 nt
Organism: Pochonia chlamydosporia 170
Lineage: Eukaryota; Fungi; Ascomycota; Sordariomycetes; Hypocreales; Clavicipitaceae
Exons: 1
Coding region: 1-585 (194 amino acids)
Source: RefSeq, a predicted model, not a curated record
AUGGAGUCUCAAAAUUUAGGUUGGGCCAUUGAUGCCUUACUUGUCUGGCAUGAUCUCAUGUCAACUGGUUCGCUCCUGCCCUGUCUGCAUUGCAUAUGCGGUCUCGGCCGUCGCCAUCUGGGUCUCAUGAAGAAGCUGUCGGAGGAUACCUCGUGCAAAAACAGUAUACUGACUUGUCAUUUGGGUACAUGUACUAUAUUUCACAAGCACGCUGGCAUUGUUGCAAGCUUGCAACGUGACACGAUUGCACCACCGGUAAGUCUAUUGGGGGAAGCCGGGAAACGGUACAGUCAGCGAGAUGUCUCUGUUGUUGGUUCGUUGCAGUGGAUGAUGAUCGAUCUUACGCAACUCGUGCCUCUGAAGCUGCCCCGAUUCAGCAAAUCUAAUUCUUGUCUUGCAGAUUAUUUCCUGUUGUUGGUUAUCGAAAUGUCAACCCUCAGGUUCUGGGCUGAAACGGAGGCGCAGGCCUUGCCACUCGUGAACUUGACGAGAGUCCGUGAGGUCCAACUUGACCAAACUUGCGCCAACCCACUUGUUAUCAUCUGCCUGUCUGUGGCACUUGCACAAAGGUCUGCGGGCAGAUAA